Messenger RNA from Morchella sextelata, 219 nucleotides. RefSeq lists its product as uncharacterized. The record is from RefSeq and is a predicted model, not a curated record. The transcript has 6 exons. NCBI's taxonomy places the organism in Eukaryota, Fungi, Ascomycota, Pezizomycetes, Pezizales, Morchellaceae. The coding region runs from base 1 to 219 and encodes 72 amino acids.
AUGUCAAGGCUGAUGCAGGGGAAUAAACUGGAAAAGGUUCAUCCCAUAUGUAAGGGUUUUAGGAUCUCGAUGAAGGUUCUUGUCGAAUUUUGGCCCAAAUUCGCCCUAUGUUGUACCGAGGUUCCUUCAUUCGUGGGUGCCGGUGCAGGAUAUGGGGUUAUCGCCCACAGCUUCUCCCUAGAGACUAGAUUUAUAUAUACUAUAACAACCCCUGAGUAA